ACUUCACCAGCUUUCCAUGGCGAGCCGUUGGUCCGUCGCCGGUCUGAAACGGUGGGUCCCACAUUCGGGCGCGUGGAGGCAGAUGUCAUCACUGCGCUCUCCGUCUUCGCCUGUAGCCGAGCUCAAGAGCAAGAUUUUCAAGCUCAAAAAUCCGGAGCUGUCCGCAACCGCCGUGGUUCAGGAUUGGGUCGAUCAAGGCCACAAGGUCUCCGUCGCCGAACUCCGCCGCAUUUCCAUCCAGCUCUUGAAAUCUCAGCGCUUCGGCCACGCUCUUCAGGUCCUAAAAUGCAUGCAAACUCAAAGCAAUUUCCGAAUGUCGCCGGUGGAUCAUGUCAUAAGGUUAAAAUCAAUCAUCAAAGUAAAUGGAAUGCUGGAAGGUGAAGAGUAUUUUGAGCAUUUGACUGAUACGGCAUCUCGAAAAGCAGCUUGUGUUGCUCUUCUGCAUGGUUAUGUUGUGGAAAGGGACACUGAAAAGGCUGAGGCUCUGAUGCAGAAGCUCGGUGGGAUGGGGCUGGUAGUGAGCCCUCAUUUGUAUAAUGAGAUGAUGAAGUUGUAUAUGGCCACGGCGCAGUUUGGGAAGGUACCGCUUGUUAUACAGCAAAUGCGGAGUAACAGGAUACCUUUAACUGCUCUUUCGUAUAAUCUUUGUAUGAAUGCGUGUGCAGAGCUAUCUGGGGUUGCUUCGGUUGAGAUGGUUUAUAGAGAAAUGGUGAGUGAUGAGAAUGUUCAGGUUGGAUGGAGCACGUUGUCUACUUUGGCCGGUAUUUAUAUGAAAGCAGGCCUUGUUGACAAAGCCAGAUUGGCUUUGAGAAAUGCUGAAGAGAAGCUGUCUAAUAGAAAUCGCCUUGGUUAUUUCUUCCUCAUUACACAGUAUACGUCGUUAGAGAGUAAAGAGGAUGUUCUGCGACUUUGGAGAGCUAGUAAGAGAGUAGCUGGGAGAAUUCCAAGUACCAAUUACAUGCAUAUAUUGUUGUGCUUGGUGAAGCUAGGCGAUAUUAUAGAAGCCGAGAGGAUUUUUAGGGAAUGGGAGUCCGUUUGCUUUAGGUAUGAUGUUCGAGUUUCCAAUGUCCUUCUAGGUGCAUACAUGCGGAAUGGGAUGGUGGAAAAAGCCGAGUCAUUACAUCAGCACACAUUGGAUAGAGGCGGUUGCCCAAAUUAUAAGACAUGGGAGAUUCUUAUGGAAGGAAGGCUGAAAAACCAAAACAUGGACGAAGCAGUUGAAGCAAUGAAACAAGGAUUCGCAAUGUUGCAAGACUGUCAUUGGAGGCCAUCAGAUGAUAAUGUUAUGGCCUUUGCUGAUUAUUUUGAAAGGCAAGGAAAAUUUGAGGAUGCAAAUUGGUAUAUAAGAGUAAUCCAUAACUUUGGUUUUGCAAGUUUGCCAUUAUACAAAUCAUUGCUAAGAAUGCACCAUUCUGCUCAGAGGUCAGCUUCUCACAUCCUCAAGAUGAUGGAGAAGGACAGAAUUAAGAUGGAUGAGGAGACUUCUGCUCUUGUCCAUGCUCUCAAUGUCUGUGUAUAAUAAUUAUAAUCCUACUUCAUGGUAGUAAUCUCAAAGGGGACAGUUUACCCCUCCGAUUGUUUCUAUGUGGACCAAAGACUCGAAAGAAAGUGGAAUCAUUCAUAAAAA
This is a messenger RNA of Rosa chinensis, 1627 nucleotides long. Its product is annotated as pentatricopeptide repeat-containing protein At5g27460. NCBI's taxonomy places the organism in Eukaryota, Viridiplantae, Streptophyta, Magnoliopsida, Rosales, Rosaceae. The coding region runs from base 17 to 1519 and encodes 500 amino acids. The transcript has 2 exons. The record is from RefSeq and is a predicted model, not a curated record. Gene Ontology annotation, cellular component: mitochondrion. Gene Ontology annotation, molecular function: protein binding.